Molecule: messenger RNA, 2086 nt
Organism: Rhipicephalus sanguineus (brown dog tick)
Lineage: Eukaryota; Metazoa; Arthropoda; Arachnida; Ixodida; Ixodidae
Product: putative phospholipase B-like 2
Exons: 11
Coding region: 1-1818 (605 amino acids)
Biological process (GO): phospholipid catabolic process
Cellular component (GO): extracellular region
Molecular function (GO): glycerophospholipase activity
Source: RefSeq, a predicted model, not a curated record
AUGUACGCAAAUCACCUCACCAUCUGGAUCGCGGCGAUUCUGGCCACCACGGUCCGGGCUGACCAGACGCGCUGGGCGUGGGCAACGGUGGAGCCAAGGGCGAGCCGACUGGUGAUAUACGACGGCGAGCCGCCGCAGUGGAACUCCUCGGAAGCGCCGCACGUUCCCGUGGCAUGGGCAAGCUUCAAGGACGACAUCCACGAUAGUGGCUGGUCGUACCUUCAGGUCGAGUCCAGUCCAUACGUGCCCGACGAGCUGCAAGCGUACGCGGCUGGAGCGCUGGAGGCCUACCUGACCCGACGUUUAAUGGAGAACCAGUGGGAAAACCUGUUCUCACGAUACUGCGAAAACCAGACCGAGUACUGCAGCCGGCUCGAUGACUUCAUCAUUAAGAACCUCCAGUACUCACGGGAGCAGGAACACCGCUUCAUGUACAGCGAUCCUUACUGGAACAUGGUGCACCUACUAAUGAAACAGCUGGCAGGACUAAGCGAUGUCUUCGAGAACCAGACCCUAGACUAUUACCAUGAACUGGACACUGUCACGCGAUCAUUCUACUUCAGCCUGGUGGGAGAUCUGUUCGACCUGGAACUUGCCCUGCAAAGGAAGAAUGACUUCAACUCAAUCGCCCAGAUCCUGGCCUGCUCAGCUCUAGUCAAAGUGUUGGGUGACUUUGAGGACAUCUACUUUUCUCAUGACACCUGGUUUCUGUACCGUGGAAUGCUGCGCAUACAGAAGAGGUACAUCUUCCCCUGGCACCACACGGCGCAUCUCACCGGUGACGAACACGUCAUCCCUGGACACACGAUCACCAUGUCGUCAUACCCUGGAAAGCUGGUCUCGUGGGACAACUUCUACCUCACGUCCGCAGGACUGGCCAUCACAGAAACUUCAAUCGUGAACGACAACAAUGACCUCUGGAACUAUGUGGUUCCGGAGAGUGGUCCUUUCAGCUGGGUGAGUGCCGCUGUGGCAUGCCGCCUGGCUACCUCAGGCUUGGAGUGGGUCCGUCUCCUUGGAAGGGAGAACGGCGGAACGUGCAACAGCCAGGUGCUCGUCUUGGAUUACAACCUCUUCGUUCCUGGGAGACCCAUUGCUGACGGGACCCUUUGGAUUUACGAACAACUUCCGAAAAUGACGCGGUAUGAAGACGUUAGCCGAGACCUUCGCAACAACAAGUACUGGGCAAGCUAUAACAUCGCCUAUUUCAGUGAUGUCUUCAACCUCAGCGGACAACUGCCGAAAGUGCAGAGGUACGGUAACUUCUAUACGUACGAGAACGCCCCACGUGCUCAGAUCUUCCGGCGGGACCACGUAAAAGUCAAAGACAUGAACUCUAUGAUAAAGCUAAUGAGAUACAACGACUUCAAGAAUGACCCGCUCUCACGCUGCAAUUGCUCGCCACCGUACAACCCAACCUAUGCCAUUGCUCCGCGCUACGACCUCAUAGACCCGCACGGGACGUACGACAUACCGGGGAUGUACCCCAGAGGUGUGGGAGGCAUCGAUGUUAAGGUGACUAACUACUCGCUGUUCACAUCACGGGAAUUUGUCGGCGUCAGUGGGCCCACCUGGGACGACCAACCACCAUUCCAGUGGAGCAGUAGCGGUUUACCGGACAGCCACGUCGGUCACCCCGACAGGUGGCAGUUCGGGCCGGUAAUCCACAAGUGGGCCGAGGCGAGGGUUCAGUGGUCCGACAAGCUACGGAAGUCUAAUUAUAACUCCGCAGCGGUUCGUGGCUCUUGGAUCGUCCACUUGGUGCUACUAUGUGCCGCGUCAUCGCUGUGGAAUCUACUCUUGCCUAUGUCUAGUUAGUUGAGCUUAAUAGAUUUGCUGGCUGUCGAGGAUUGAACGUAUAUUCGUGUCGUAAUAAACUACGGGGGUCGCGGUCUGCCCCACAAGGCUUGGAUAGCUUAAAAUCUUUAUACAAACGCAGUUUUAGUUAUACAGGUAUGCGGCUGUGUUUAACAUGAGAUGUUCACAUAUACCUGAGUGCAGGUAGGAAGGUAAUUGACUGUUUGCACAUGUCCGUUACUCAAUGGCCCUUCUCUGAGAGAGCUGCGAAAUAGUUUUAUUGCGCGGA